Messenger RNA from Tinamus guttatus (white-throated tinamou), 503 nucleotides. The record is from RefSeq and is a predicted model, not a curated record. Lineage: Eukaryota; Metazoa; Chordata; Aves; Tinamiformes; Tinamidae.
AUGCAGCUGUUUAGCAGAAAAACUGAGUCCUGGCAGACUCUUUCAGCAGGCAUAGAGAAUAGUGACAGAUACAUAGCCGUGCACAUCAUACCUGACCAGAUGAUGUCCUUUGGCGGCUCCACGGACCCCUGCGCUCUCUGCAGUCUGCACAGCAUUGGCAAAAUAGGAGGGCAGCAGAACAAGAGCUACACCAAGCUCCUCUGUGACCUGAUCUCCAAGCACUUGCAUGUAUCUGCAGACAGGGUGUACAUCAACUACUAUGACAUGAAUGCCGCCAAUGUGGGCUGGAAUGGUUCCACCUUUGCGUAGAGCUCUCACGUCUGACCAAAGAGGAAAUUCCUGGACCUGCCCUUCUCCUGCCAGUUAGCAGAGACCUCUGCACAAACGGCCCCGUGUUUUGUGCACCCUCACUGAUCGAUGGCUCCUCGUUAGUGUGUCCACCACUUGCUGCUUCAACAUUCCUGUUUUCUCUAUGUAGAAAACAAAUAAAGAAUUAGAAGGAA